This is a messenger RNA of Achroia grisella, 1897 nucleotides long. Its product is annotated as nucleoside diphosphate kinase 7-like. Gene Ontology annotation, biological process: UTP biosynthetic process; GTP biosynthetic process; CTP biosynthetic process. The record is from RefSeq and is a predicted model, not a curated record. Gene Ontology annotation, cellular component: centrosome. NCBI's taxonomy places the organism in Eukaryota, Metazoa, Arthropoda, Insecta, Lepidoptera, Pyralidae. Gene Ontology annotation, molecular function: nucleoside diphosphate kinase activity. Bases 465 to 1610 code for a protein of 381 amino acids. The transcript has 7 exons.
CUGUUUUAGAAUAAUCUAGAUCUUUCAAGUGAUCAUAAACGGUUGAAUUCGGUAAAGUUAACAUGUCACUGAUCUCUUGUGUCUGAUACAGGAAACGGUUGAUGCAAAUCGACUUUUUUGCAAACGAUUUGCAUCAACUGAUUCCUGUAUCAACUUAAACCAACCUUCUAGAAGGUGCAUCUUCGCCAUCUUCGAUAUCAAAAUUGGCGAAAUUUUGCAAACUAGUUCUGAAAUUGGCAUAUUGUUAACAGUCACAUCGUUUAAUGAGAACCUUCACAAAACUCUUAAAAAACUUUAUAAAACACUGUACCUAUAAUUUAAUGAUAACGAUACUGGCAUUAUCGAAUAAUCCUAACCACCUCAACUAAUAGGCAGAGAUUAAAAAUAAUCGAUCAGUCAAAAAACUAUUCUGUAUUUUGCAAUAAAUAACACAACUUUUUUAAACAUUAAUUUGUGUUUUAAUAAUGGUGUUCGACUACUUCGACAAGUACACAUUCUUAUGUGAAAUGUAUGACGAAAAUGCAGACGAAAUAGUAGAUUUAGUCUUAAAUUUCUUUCCGUUUGAUAAUUCAGUACAAAUAAUAAAUUCUAGAAAAGGUAAAAAUUUGCUGAAACGUGUUCAACUGUCACCACUGAAAUUAGAAAUGCUACAAAUUGGUAACAUAGUAAAUAUAUACUCUAAAUUACUCUAUGUAAAAGAUUGUGCGCCGGUUACAAGAAGAACGUUAUUUAGUAACGUACAAAGCACAUUUGCACUGAUCAAACCUGUUCCGUCAAGUUCACACGGUAAGAUAAUCACGUUCAUAAUGAAAAAAGGGUUCCGUAUAGUUCGUAUGAAAAAUGGAAAAAUCAGCAAAGAUUUUGCUAUGGAAUUGUACAAAAGUAUAGCUGGAAAUAAUAUGCUGCCGAUUAUCAUAGAUUAUGUUACUAAUGGCGAAGUGAUUGGAUUGGAACUGGUGGCUCCCGAUGCAGUGAAAAAGUGGAGACAAUGUCUAGGCGCGACAGAUCCGCUUGAAGCAGCACCCGGUACUUUACGGCAACUGUAUGGAGAUAAUAAAGUUCAAAACGUUGCACACGGUUGCAACACACAGGAAGAGGCAUUACAGAUGCUGGAAUUAUUCUUUGGUUACGACAAAGGAAUACCACGUAUUCCAUUUCGAGCAACAUUCAAAGAUUGCACCUGUUGCGUCAUAAAACCGCAUGCUGUCAUCGAAGGCAAUGUGGGUUCGAUUCUGGAACAGAUAUCCACAUCGGACAAAUUUUACAUUUCAGCUAUAGCUAUGUUUUCGGUAAAACUAGCAAACACAGAAGAAUUUUAUGAAAUAUAUAAAGGAGUACUCCCAGAAUACGAGGAUAUGUGUAUUCAUAUGGCAGAAGGAAAAUGUAUCUCACUGGAAGUUAAAUGUAAAGACCCCAGCAUGAACUGUGUUUGCGAAUUUAGAAAACUAUGCGGACCACGAGACCCUGAUUUGUGCCGACAGCUCUAUCCAGACUCUAUUAGAGCACAAUAUGGGAAGAAUAUUAUACAUAAUGCAGUGCACUGUACCGAUCUUCCUGAAGAUGGAGAACUGGAAGUGGAAUAUUUUUUUAAACUUAUGGCUAACAAUUAAAUCAAUACUUUAUACAAUUAAUACAUAUUUAUUUGAGGUAAAUAUUAGCUAAUAUAUAACUAUGAAUAAUGUACAUUUGCUGUUUUCCUCAAUAAAUUUAUGGCUGGCUAAAGCCCUGUGCUUUUCAUCUGUAUCAUAAAAAGUUAUAAGCCUGUUCUAUGGAAUCUACCUAUUAACACAUUCAAUAAUAUUAGAUUUGGUACCAUACUGCAGAUUUAAUUACUUUUUUUAAAUGGUUCCAAAUCAAAUCCUACACGCUUUUCAAUCAUAACAUCGUAAUUGUCACA